UCCACAAAUAUAUCCAUACUUCCACGCCACCCUCUCCUCCAUAUUCACCGUCGUCAUCAUCAAAACUAAUCGACUGUUUUCACCAAAUUCUGACGUACAGUCAGUCUCUCAUCCGAAUGAUCAGUUUCUAUCAAUUUUUCAUCUCACCCACCUGAAAUUUUCGAAAUUCAAACCACAUUUCACAGAAAAAGAAAGGCCACCCUGCAAAUCAUGGGUUUUCCGGUGGGUUACACAGAUCUCUUCCUCCCAAAACUCAUCCUCCAUAUCUUAAUCCUUCUAGGUUUCAUCCGUAGCCUCACUUCCUCCAUUCUCUUCUUUAUCGGCCUGGAAGAUCUACUUCAACCAAUAUCUGAAUCCAACACACCUCAACCUCAACCUGAGCCGUCAACUCAAUUUCACUCGUUAUCCGCCGUCCUCCUCCGUGAACUCCUCCCCGUCGUCAAGUUCUCAGAGCUCGUAGACCCGCCGGAGAGCUGUGUAGUCUGUUUGUAUGAGUUUGAUGCCUGCGACGAGAUCCGUGUGUUAAAUAACUGCAGACACGUAUUCCACCGGUGCUGUCUCGACCGGUGGAUGGACCAUGAUCGGAAAACUUGCCCGCUUUGCCGGACGCCGUUUAUAUCUGAUGAUUUGCAGGAUUCGUUCAAUGAACGUUUAUGGGCUGCUUCUGGUAUCGCCGAUUACUAUGGCGAUUCAUCAAUGGCUGCUUCUUUGUAGUUAGAAUUUCGUUUUGGUAACCCCAAUGAGUUAUGAGUUGAAUGUUUUAUUGGUUUAUGUAGUUUUUUAUUUUUAUUUUUAUCAAUUUAUCUAAAGUGAAUUUUGUGCC
This is a messenger RNA of Lactuca sativa (garden lettuce), 823 nucleotides long. Its product is annotated as brassinosteroid-responsive RING protein 1. Gene Ontology annotation, biological process: protein ubiquitination. Gene Ontology annotation, molecular function: ubiquitin protein ligase activity. The record is from RefSeq and is a predicted model, not a curated record. NCBI's taxonomy places the organism in Eukaryota, Viridiplantae, Streptophyta, Magnoliopsida, Asterales, Asteraceae.